Messenger RNA from Onthophagus taurus, 2238 nucleotides. It is a transcript of the gene Pak, whose product is annotated as serine/threonine-protein kinase PAK 3-like protein. Gene Ontology annotation, molecular function: protein serine/threonine kinase activity; ATP binding. NCBI's taxonomy places the organism in Eukaryota, Metazoa, Arthropoda, Insecta, Coleoptera, Scarabaeidae. Gene Ontology annotation, biological process: protein phosphorylation. The record is from RefSeq and is a predicted model, not a curated record.
GGUGGUGUGUGGAAAAGGAAGAGUGGUGGGUAAAAUUGGCAUUUAGUUCGGUUGUGAGCCGCGUUCAGUUUUUCAGUAUCGUAAAUGUUUACGUUCGGGGGGCCCUAAGUUUCCCCCCUAAAAGCGGUUUAAUCCCGCAGCCCCAUAUUUAUCUUCCCCCAAGUUCGUUUCCACUUAUUUUUUUUUUUUAACGUAGUAAUCGAGUAAUCUUUUAACUAAAAUGUCUUCGGAUGAUGAAAAACCCCCAGCGCCGCCGGUACGUUUAACGUCCAAUCGGGGUAUAGACAUAAGUAACAGUAGUAUUGCGGUUGAUAGACCGUUACCAAAAGAGCCUGAAGAUCCAGAACGGAAAAAGAAAACAUUAAAAUCGAAAAUAAAAAGCAACAAAUCAUCAACGAUCAUCUCAGAUAAACCUAACAUUUCAUAUCCGACGAAUUUUGAGCACACCGUUCAUGUUGGAUUUGAUGCAGUUUCUGGGGAAUUUACGCUGCCAUUGAAAGGUAUGCCGGAAGCUUGGUCGAGAUGGUUAAAAGCUUCCAAUAUUAGUAAACAAGAACAAAAAAAGAACCCCCAAGCUGUUUUGGACGUCUUGAAUUGGUACGAUAGCAGUUCAAAAGAACCGCCAGCGACUAAAUUCAUGACCAAAACUAACACAGCGACGCAUUCUGAUUCAUCUUUAAGUCGAGUAUCAAGCUCGAGUCCCAGCUCAACAACGCCAACAGAACCGGAAGGAGGGCCCCAAUCUUACCAUAGUCCUGUACAUGCUCCAAGCUCUGAAAUAGAAGAUGAAGCACCUCCUCCACCAAUUGCAAGUAGACCAGAGCGCACUAAAAGUAUUUACACUAAACCAAUCGAAGACGUUCAAACCAAUAACACUGUACACACUCCAACACAUAGUUUGAGUCCGGUGCAUACACCUCCGACUCAUGGCCUUACUACAACUACAAACAAUGCUCCGAGCACCCCAAUUUUGGAUCGAAAUAAAAAUCAAGCUGGACCGGAAAUGUCGAGGGCGCCGUCGGAAAAACGCAAAAAGAAGAUGACCGAUGAGGAAAUCUUGGAAAAAUUGCGGAGUAUUGUUUCUGUUGGGGAUCCUAAUAGAAAGUAUACGAAAAUGGAAAAAAUCGGACAAGGCGCCUCUGGAACUGUGUACACAGCAAUAGAAACCUCAACAGGAACAGAAGUGGCUAUAAAACAAAUGAACUUAUCGCAACAACCAAAAAAAGAGUUAAUAAUCAACGAAAUUCUAGUCAUGAGAGAAAAUAAGCACGGUAAUGUGGUCAAUUAUUUGGAUAGUUAUUUGGUGAGCGAGGAACUGUGGGUUGUAAUGGAGUAUUUGCCUGGAGGGUCAUUAACAGAUGUUGUAACGGAAACGUGUAUGGACGAGGGUCAGAUUGCCGCAGUUUGUCGGGAGGUGUUGCAGGCGUUGGAUUUUUUGCAUUCUAAUCAAGUCAUUCACCGAGAUAUUAAGUCUGAUAAUAUAUUGCUAGGCCUCGACGGAUCCGUUAAAUUAACGGAUUUCGGUUUUUGUGCUCAAAUUAGUCCUGAGCAAUCGAAAAGGACGACCAUGGUAGGAACUCCUUAUUGGAUGGCACCAGAAGUAGUUACACGUAAACAGUAUGGACCAAAAGUUGAUGUAUGGUCUUUGGGAAUAAUGGCUAUCGAAAUGAUCGAAGGAGAACCACCUUACUUAAAUGAAAAUCCUUUAAGAGCCUUAUAUCUCAUCGCGACGAAUGGAAAGCCGGAAAUUAAGGAAAAAGAUAAACUCUCACAACCUUUCCAAGACUUUUUAGACCAGUGUUUGGCUGUAGAAGUAGAUAAAAGAGCGUCGGCAAAAGAUUUACUUAAGCAUCCGUUUUUAAAGUUAGCGCGACCGUUGGCAAGUUUAACCCCGUUAAUUUUAGCGGCGAAAGAAGCAACAAAAGGACACUAGCAUUAGGUUAAUUAGCUCUAUCAGAACGGGGCUAAAUACUCAUAAAGAGGAAGAGCAAAAACUGUGUAUCAUAAAUGAGACUAAGAUGAGCCGCGUUUUUGUAGAAAUCGUAAAAGUUAACAUACUAGACACGGCUCAAAUUCGGUAAAACAAUGUCAUCUAUUAUAUACAGGUUGUUUUUUACGGAGACACUCUGUAGAUUUGAAAAAGCUGAGAGCAUUUAUUCAUUUUUAUUAAGAGCUGUGUUUGGUAAGAUGACGAUGACGUGUGCCUAACAUUAUGAUAAUAAAAAAAUAAUAAUCUUG